AUGAUGAAGCAGUACAUUGAGUUUGUGGCGGACAGACUGAUGUUGGAGCUUGGAUUCAACAAGAAGCAACUUUCUCUCAGGCAUUACCUUUUCAAUGCUAUCGAGACACUACCCUGUGUCAAGAGGAAGGCAGACUGGGCCCUGAACUGGAUUGGAAACAAGAAUGCAGAGUUUGGUGAGCGAGUGGUCGCUUUCGCUGCUGUGGAAGGAAUCUUCUUCUCUGGCUCGUUCGCCUCCAUCUUCUGGCUGAAGAAGAGGGGGCUAAUGCCCGGUCUGACCUUCUCCAAUGAGCUCAUCAGCAGGGAUGAGGGACUUCACUGCGACUUUGCCUGCUUGAUGUUCAAACAUCUGGUAAACAAGCCUUCUGAGAAGACGGUUUCCAACCUCAUCAUGGAUGCAGUAGCUAUUGAGCAGGAGUUCCUGACCGUAGCCCUGCCAGUGAAGCUGAUUGGGAUGAACUGUGACAUGAUGAAGCAGUACAUUGAGUUUGUGGCGGACAGACUGAUGUUGGAGCUUGGAUUCAACAAGAUCUACAAGGUGGAGAACCCCUUCGACUUCAUGGAGAACAUCUCCCUGGAGGGGAAGACCAACUUCUUCGAGAAGCGUGUGGGAGAGUACCAAAGGAUGGGGGUCAUGUCGGGUGCCACGGACAACACUUUCAGACUAGACGCUGACUUCUAGGAAGCCCCGGAACAGAAAUAUUGACAUUUUAUGCAGGAGAGUAUUGGGUCCCACUGUACUUGAAAUGGCGCCCAAAACAUCAGUUAUGUUGGUGCCCCUUAUGUGGUGUACACUUGGAGCUCCUGCAAGAUGGCGGUUGUAUGACAUGAACGGCUGCUCUUGGGGAGGCUAGUUGUGGUGCCUAGAACUCUAUAUUUUACAGACUCUACCUCAUUGCUGUGACAUUUCAAACUUGCACUCGUCCAAAUUGCAGCUACCAGUAGUGCUCCCCAUUGCAAACUAGUUUUAAAGAUGAAUCUAUUAACUUGUGUGUUACUUCAGCGUGUUUUAAUUUUUUAACUUGUGAAGUUUUACUGUGGUUUAGAUAUAUGAAUAAAAUUUGUCCCAUGUUUUA
Gadus macrocephalus (Pacific cod) is the source of this 1075-nucleotide messenger RNA. Its product is annotated as ribonucleoside-diphosphate reductase subunit M2-like. The coding region runs from base 1 to 681 and encodes 226 amino acids. Gene Ontology annotation, molecular function: ribonucleoside-diphosphate reductase activity, thioredoxin disulfide as acceptor. Gene Ontology annotation, biological process: deoxyribonucleotide biosynthetic process. The transcript is spliced from 6 exons. Gene Ontology annotation, cellular component: cytosol. Lineage: Eukaryota; Metazoa; Chordata; Actinopteri; Gadiformes; Gadidae. The record is from RefSeq and is a predicted model, not a curated record.